AUGGGCGCGGAUGGAGACCCGCCGAACGGACCUCACCUCCUCUCGCUGGCGGACGUCGGGGCCUUGGGCUUCGACUGCGCUCUGAAGCCGGUGACCGCGCCUAUGACAGGCGGCGCUCCAGCGGAUCUCAACACGCCCGUGUCCACGUCCGAACUCCCCGCUUUCUUCCCGAGCCUGCUCGAGCCUCCUCCGAUAUCAGGUACUUUACCAGGCGAUGAGUUACUGGGGUGCUCCCCUCGUCGUCACAAGCAUGAAGCGUCUUUGUCACCGGGAGCUAGGGCCGAGGAUGCUAGCAAUGCCUCUAGUGCUAGCGCCUCUUUAUACGGACCACCGAUGGGUGGCAAAAGAGCUCCCUCACCACCACUACAAUGGCUGCUGCCGUCUGGACCCGGUCCGGGCAGCGUAGAUAAAUACUUCCAACAAGAGUACGAGGAACGCGUCGAGCUUCUACCGCCCGAGUGUCAACCCUCAUACUGCACAGCGCCGCAGCAAUGUCAGCCGCAACACUGCGAAUAUAGACCACAACCUCCACCACAACCACAACACUCCUGGGAGACGCAGGAGUACGCGAGCGUGCCGCAACCAACACCGGGUCCCUCCGGAGUACCCAAGAGAGAACCGUAUCCUAACACAACAGGAGACAGACCCGUGCAACUAGCAGAAUACAACCCGUCCACGAGCAAAGGUCACGAGAUAUUAUCUCAAGUGUACCAGCAGAGCGCUCAACCGCUGCGUCUAGUCGCUGUCAAACCUCGCAAGUAUCCCAAUCGUCCGAGUAAAACACCAGUACACGAAAGGCCCUACGCCUGUCCAGUGGACGAGUGUGAUCGCAGGUUUUCGAGAUCAGACGAGCUGACAAGGCACAUACGCAUCCACACGGGACAGAAACCGUUCCAGUGUCGUAUCUGUAUGAGAUCGUUCAGUCGAUCGGAUCAUUUGACGACACACGUCAGAACUCACACAGGGGAGAAGCCGUUCGCGUGCGACGUGUGCGGUCGUAAGUUCGCGAGGUCUGAUGAGAAGAAGCGUCACGCGAAGGUUCAUCUUAAGCAACGUCUCAAACGUGAGCGCGGUAGUGGCCCCGCUCACCCACACGCGCCACUCUAG
Messenger RNA from Danaus chrysippus (African queen), 1107 nucleotides. The record is from the annotation of a GenBank genome assembly. Lineage: Eukaryota; Metazoa; Arthropoda; Insecta; Lepidoptera; Nymphalidae.